Messenger RNA from Micropterus dolomieu (smallmouth bass), 960 nucleotides. Its product is annotated as ceramide synthase 2-like. The coding region runs from base 269 to 640 and encodes 123 amino acids. NCBI's taxonomy places the organism in Eukaryota, Metazoa, Chordata, Actinopteri, Centrarchiformes, Centrarchidae. The record is from RefSeq and is a predicted model, not a curated record. Gene Ontology annotation, molecular function: sphingosine N-acyltransferase activity. Gene Ontology annotation, cellular component: membrane. Gene Ontology annotation, biological process: ceramide biosynthetic process. The transcript has 3 exons.
CCCUCUGUAGAACACACAGCUUGCUGCAUUGGCACUGAAUAUUGGACUGGUUUAGAUUAAGCCAUGAUACCAUUAAUGCUUUGCACUUACCAGUGAGUAUGAUAUUCCGCAGAAAAUGCAAGGUAAUUCAGUUCAGACUUGCUCUGUGUUUUUGAAUGUGGUUGAUUAACAAUGCAACUCCUGUUUCUUUCAGUCUGCCAAAUUAUUCAACUAUGCCAAAUGGGAGAAAACCUGCAAAACUCUUUUUGUUCUGUUUGCCAUAGUGUUUAUGGUAACACGACUGAUCAUCUUCCCAUUCUGGCUGAUUCACUGUACAUGGAUCUACCCUGUUCGCCACUACCCCGCCUUCUUUGGCUACUACUUCUUCAACGUGAUGCUGGUGGUCCUUCUCUGUUUGCACAUAUUCUGGGCCUACCUCAUUCUCCGCAUGAUCAGAAAAUUUAUGUUUGGCACUCUGACCAGAGAUGAGAGAAGUGACAAUGAAGAGGAAGUGGAGGAAGAAAGCAGCCUGACAGAGGACGAAGCUGAGGAGCAGCACAAACUUGGCAAUGGAUCGGCAGUUGAUGAGAAGGACAAGAACGGCUGUUUUGGAUGCUUGUCUCCACCAGAGAACAUCUGCCGGUCAAAGACUGUGUACUGAUUCACCCUUAGGAUAAUCAUUAGAGUCAAAGAUGUAAGAAAUAUAACAAUGGUUAAAAUAUUUUCAUCCAAUAGGAACCAAAAAUAUAAGAGAAACGUGAUUUAUUCCUCCAGAUGCUGUAACACGACCUAGCCUUGCUGUUCUCACAGUGCUUUGAACUGCACAGGCAGAGAGCAAGAGGCUCUGUUCCUCCCCACAGUGUUGUCACAGGUCAAAAGAGAGCAGCACGCAAGCAAACCCCACUGUGUGCUUAUUGUCCUAUAUAAUUUGUUCUGUCUUGUUUGUGAAGAGCAAAGCUGGUGCGCUGUGGAACAUGAAUU